This is a messenger RNA of Bemisia tabaci, 1635 nucleotides long. It is a transcript of the gene Rpt1, whose product is annotated as 26S proteasome regulatory subunit Rpt1. The record is from RefSeq and is a predicted model, not a curated record. Gene Ontology annotation, molecular function: ATP hydrolysis activity; ATP binding. NCBI's taxonomy places the organism in Eukaryota, Metazoa, Arthropoda, Insecta, Hemiptera, Aleyrodidae.
UAACCUCACUUUCCGUUCCAGUUUAUUUAUCUUUCCUCUUCUGCUUGCAGUUCAACUUCUAUUUCAUUCUCUCUUUUUUCCUACAAAUUUUGUGUUUUACCCGGGAGUCUACAAUGCCAGACUAUCUAGGAGAUGAUAUGCGCAAAACCAAAGAGGAUGAAAAAGAUCCUCAGGAGAAAGAAGUCAAAUCCUUGGAUGAAGGAGACAUUGCUUUACUAAAAACAUAUGGUCAAGGCCAGUACACAAAAAGCAUCAAGGCAGUGGAGGAUGAUAUUCAAACCAUCAUCAAGAGAGUCAAUGAGCUGAGUGGUAUCAAAGAGUCAGACACAGGGCUUGCUCCCCCUGCACUCUGGGAUUUAGCAGCAGACAAAACAAUCCUCCAAAGUGAACAGCCUUUACAGGUUGCCAGAUGUACCAAAAUUUUCAAUGUGGAUUCAGAUGACUUGAAGUAUGUCAUCAAUGUCAAGCAAUUUGCGAAGUUUGUUGUUGAUCUGGCGGAUUCUGUUGCUCCUACAGAUAUUGAAGAAGGCAUGAGAGUAGGAGUGGAUCGUAACAAAUAUCAAAUCCACAUUCCUCUGCCUCCAAAGAUUGAUGCCACUGUCACUAUGAUGCAAGUUGAAGAAAAGCCAGAUGUCACUUACAAUGAUGUUGGAAGUUGCAAAGAGCAAAUUGAAAAGCUACGUGAAGUUGUAGAAACUCCACUUCUCCAUCCCGAAAAAUUUGUAAACCUAGGUAUUGAGCCACCAAAGGGUGUCUUGCUGUUUGGACCUCCUGGAACCGGCAAAACUCUUUGUGCUCGUGCUGUCGCGAAUCGGACUGAUGCUUGCUUCAUUCGAGUUAUCGGUUCAGAAUUAGUCCAAAAAUAUGUUGGAGAGGGAGCUAGAAUGGUCCGUGAACUUUUUGAAAUGGCUCGGAGUAAGAAAGCUUGUCUCAUUUUCUUUGAUGAAAUUGAUGCAAUUGGUGGUGCUCGGUUCGAUGAUGGCGCAGGUGGAGAUAAUGAAGUUCAGAGAACAAUGUUGGAACUUAUUAAUCAACUAGAUGGGUUUGAUCCAAGAGGAAAUAUCAAGGUUUUAAUGGCAACCAACCGCCCUGACACAUUAGACCCUGCAUUAUUGCGACCUGGUCGUCUGGAUCGUAAAGUCGAAUUCGGUUUACCUGAUCUAGAGGGUCGGACCCACAUUUUCAAAAUUCAUGCUCGAUCUAUGAGCGUAGAGAAGGAUAUUCGUUUUGAACUACUAGCUCGUCUUUGCCCGAACAGCACAGGUGCUGAAAUUCGGUCUGUGUGUACUGAAGCAGGAAUGUUUGCCAUCAGAGCAAGACGAAAAGUAGCAACAGAAAAAGACUUUUUGGAAGCUGUAAAUAAAGUCAUCAAGUCCUAUGCUAAGUUCUCCUCAACGCCUCGUUAUAUGACUUAUAAUUAGUGAAACUAUUAACAAAUUAUCUUUUGUAAGUAAAUUUUUGCCCUUACUAAUUUUUAAAUUUUAUUGUCUCGGCAUUUUUCCUCAUAUGAUGCUGACUUCUUCAUAUAUCGUACUAAAUUUAAUGCAGAUGCACUCUUUUUGUAUGUGUUUUUUUGUAAAAAAAUGAACAUAAAUAAAAUCGUUCCGCAAGGUAACGGUAAACUUCAUCAAAAUA